GGCGCAAAUCGGCAUUUUGGCUUGGUCUGCGGCUACCUUCUGGAAUAUUGUAAAUUAUUCGUGAAAUUUCGACGAUCAGCGGUGCAAAACAAUCGCAGUGAUCUGCCACAACCAAACACUGGAUUUGAUUGCCCGAAUCGUUUUUCGUGUAAUCGCGUUCGUAUUGAAUAUAUCCAACGAAAAAUGAGCAAGAAAAUGAAGCCCGACGAUUCGACCGAGGAGGUUAACGAGUUUUCUGUUGAAAAAAUUCUCGAUAGCAGAAUAGUGAACGGAAAGGUUGAAUAUUACCUUAAAUGGAAGGGAUAUACUAAUGAAGAUAAUACCUGGGAACCUGAAGAGAAUUUGGACUGUCCAGAUCUCAUACAAGCCUUUAAAGAAUCCCGUAAAAAGAAGGAAGGCAAAGAAGAAACUUCCGGAAGAAAAAGCAAACUUAAAGAUGAAGAACCCAAGGUCGUUCCGGCGAAGAGAAAAUCGACAACGGAAAAAAAAGUAGGAUUCGACCGUGGAUUGGUACCCGAAGAAAUUCUCGGAGCUGCGGAAACCCAUGGCAAGCUGAUGUUUCUGAUGAAAUGGAAAAAUGCCGCCAACGCCGAUAUGGUCAGCGCGGAACAAGCUAAUGUGAAAUGCCCACAAGUUGUUAUAAGAUUCUAUGAAUCUCGUUUAACAUGGCAGGCACCAGAGCCAAAAUCCGAAUCGAAAGACGAGUAAAUUUUACAUUUAGAUUUUUUGUACAAAUGAUUCGCAGCAUAAAGGAGUUUAAAUAUACAAAAUUAGUUUCUUUAUUAUUUAAGCUAAUUAACUGACCUCCAAAUCAAUUCGUAAGAAUAGCAUUACAUUCUCCCA
This is a messenger RNA of Anopheles cruzii, 843 nucleotides long. RefSeq names its product chromobox protein homolog 1-like. The transcript has 5 exons. NCBI's taxonomy places the organism in Eukaryota, Metazoa, Arthropoda, Insecta, Diptera, Culicidae. Gene Ontology annotation, molecular function: chromatin binding. Gene Ontology annotation, biological process: chromatin organization; negative regulation of transcription by RNA polymerase II. Gene Ontology annotation, cellular component: nucleus; pericentric heterochromatin. Bases 184 to 708 code for a protein of 174 amino acids. The record is from RefSeq and is a predicted model, not a curated record.